AUGGGCCGGAUGUCACCCCCAUCCGCCGACGACCGCUCACACCCAGACGACACCCACCGUUACGCCCAUCACCGCACCCCAUCAGCACACCGCACACACACCGCUACACGACCCCCACAAGACACACCAGAACACCCGCACCCGCCACCGUCCACACCCCCACCAGGACCCAACACGCACCACCACUCCCAAACAGCCGCCCACGCCCCUCAGCCCCACUCGCACUCCAACCAACCCACCCCACCCCCACCCGACCACAACCCACCCCACCUACAGCCGCGACCCCGCCCCACCACCCCACACCCCACACCCCCACCCACCCACACCCCCAAAACAAAACCACUCCCCCCAGCCUCACUGGACCCACCGAUGGACCUGGCUCGUCUGAUCUCCGGCAGGAAGACCCCCGGUACCCCUAAGGAUCGGUCUUGUAGCCUUGAGGCACAAGCCGUCGAUAAUGUCUUGCAACAACCUCACCACUCCCUUCGAGGCUGUGGAUUUACCGAGAGAUUAGGUCAGUUCAGAUUGUAA
This is a messenger RNA of Penaeus vannamei (Pacific white shrimp), 531 nucleotides long. The record is from RefSeq and is a predicted model, not a curated record. NCBI's taxonomy places the organism in Eukaryota, Metazoa, Arthropoda, Malacostraca, Decapoda, Penaeidae.